AUGGUUUGGAAUUGUCGUGGGGCUGCGAGUAAUGGUUUUGUCUGUGUCUGCAAGCAGUAUGUUACAACUUGGAAUCCUGCUAUGCUCGUGAUAAUGGAAACAAGAUGUCACCCUGAUAGGGUGAAGAAAUAUUUCAUUCAGUUAAGGUAUCAUGGGUUUCUUGCCUCGAACAAUGAAGGUUUUGCGGGAGGAAUUUGUGUGGGGUGGAAGAAGGAUUGUAUGCAAGUACAUGUUGAGAUCACAAAUUUCCAGUUUCUACACCUCCAAGUGCAAUAUGAUAAGAGUUUAAAUUGGUGUUUCACAUCAAUUUAUGCUAGCCCUAAUGAGGAGAGUAUGCGUAGAAUGUGGAAUGAGCUGGGGAAUAUUGCGCGACAAAUGGCAGGUGCGUGGAUGUUAGUUGGUGAUUUCAACGAUAUUAUGAGCGUAAAUGAAAAGAGAGGGGGCUGCCAGCUAAUACUCGCAGAUAGAAUCCUUGAGAGGUUGGAUAAAGGCCUAUGUAAUGAAAGAUGGCGGAUUGAUUUGCCUCAUGGGUAUGUUAAAGUUCUACCUAGACUAGAUUUCUCAGACCACCAUCCUUUGCUUAUUUUCUCUACGGAUGGUUCUCACGCGAGAGCUGCAAAACAUUUCAGGUUCGAGAGUGCAUGGCUAUUGGAUGACAGUUACAAUGAAAUGCUCAUAACCAAUUGGGAUAAUGAUCAAGAGAUUUGGCAAAAUAUGAGACAUGUUGAAAAAAGUAUUAAUGAUUGGAAAUUUACAAAUUUUGAUCAAGUUAGAUUGUUUAAGAAGGAAUUGGUUGCGAGAAUAGGAGGUAUUCAAAGGAGGUUGCAGAUGGGAAUGAGAUCAUGUGGUUUGGCUAAGUUGGAGGUUAGGUUGCAGAAUGAGUUGCAUGAUAUUUUGAAAAAAGAAGAAUUGAUGUGGAUUCAAAGGUCUAGGGCUAGAUGGAUUAGAGAUGGAGAUCGGAACACAAAGUAUUAUCAUACAAAGGCGGUGACUCAGAGAAGGAAAAAUAAUAUUUUGAUGAUUCGUGGGGCUGAUGGUCAGUGGCUUGAGGAUGCGGAUCAAAUUCGUAUUAUGGUUAAUAAUUUCUACAAAGACCUUUUUACUUUGAAUCAGUUUAGUAGCAGUUGGCAAGUAACUAAAAUUACUUUUCCAAGAUUGAGUAAGGAUUUGCUGGAGAUAUUGAAUGCUUCAAUUGUUAAUAAGGAAGUUAAACGUGCUAUUUUUAAUAUGAACCCGUGA
This is a messenger RNA of Vicia villosa (hairy vetch), 1239 nucleotides long. RefSeq lists its product as uncharacterized. The record is from RefSeq and is a predicted model, not a curated record. Bases 1 to 1239 code for a protein of 412 amino acids. Lineage: Eukaryota; Viridiplantae; Streptophyta; Magnoliopsida; Fabales; Fabaceae. The transcript is spliced from 2 exons.